GGCGUGGCGGGUGGUGGUGUUUGUGGUGGUGGCUGGUGAAGAGAUGGUGAUGGCGGUGGGGUUAGCGGUUGGGGGGAGAUAUAAUCAUUGAAUUACAAUAAUUGAAGGUUUUAUUGGAUAUUAAUGUCAAAGAAAAUCUGUUAGAUUUCUUGACUUUGGUGUCUACUUCCUCUAAUUUCUCCUGUUUUUAUCGAUACCCAGUUUAUGAAUCAUGGAGCAUGUGGAGAAUUUUUUAUAUAAUUAUGGUGAUGAUGAAUGUUGUUUUGUCUGGUUAGUAGAAUUUCUGAAAAAAAAUUCCGCAAAAAACUGAUAUGGGUAUUGAAAAAAAUGUUACUCGUACAAUUUGAGAUUGAAAAGGGAAGAGCAUAGUGGUCCAUUCAAGACAAAUUGUGGCCAUUAGUAUGUAAAAUAAGGGCGACAUUUAACACUCCCCUUUUUUUUUUUAUGACGGUGAAAAACAGGACGAAGAUUUCCCUCAUUCUCAUCACACACACUCUCUCUCAUCUUUACAAGUUCUAGGGUUCCAAAUCCGAUUUCCCCAAAUCCAAUUCCCUCCUUCUUUCGAUCUCUCUCCAAUCAAACCUUGCAAUUCUAAGCAAUAAUUAGGGUUUUCUCCGAAAUCGAAGCUGAAAGAUGCCUCAAAGACACUCGAAGAACAACAACGAUCUCGCGUUUUUCACCUACGAUGAGAAGCGUAAGCUAGGGUAUGGUACCCAGAAAGAGAGAUUAGGGAAAGACUCCAUUAAACCUUUCGACGCUUGUUGUCUCUGCUUGAAGCUUGUUAUUGAACCUUUGUGCUGCCCUAAAGGUCAUGUAUUUUGCAAAGAGUGUAUCCUCGAAUGCUUGCUUUCCCAGAAGAAGGAUAUUCAAAGAAAGUUAGCUGCACAUGCUGCGCAGAAGAAGCAAGAGGUAGGAGAGCAAGAGGAGAAAUUGAUGCUUCAAAAGGCCCGGGAACUUGAGGCAUUUGAUCAGCAAAAUCACGGGGCAGUGCCCCAUCACAGUGAUAAAAAUUAUUCUCGUGAUAAGAAUGGUUUCCAUGGUGCAAAUAGUGUAAAGGCUACUUCUUUUGAAGAGGAAGCCUUGAGAACCAUGAAAGCUUUCUGGCUUCCUUCUGCUACUCCAGAAGCAGCUGCUAAAGUAGAGGCUCCUUCCACUAGCACAACUUGUCCAGAGGGAAACGAGAAGCUAAAGCUGAAAUCCCUUUUCCCCGUAUAUUUCACAGAAGAAAAGGGUGAGGACUACAAAUCAACAGCUUAUGACAAAAAACAUAUUUGUCCAAGCUGCAAGGUUACAAUGACCAAUGCAAUGUCACUUGUGGCUCUUAGCUCUUGCGGUCAUGUAUUCUGCAAGAAAUGCGCAGAUAAGUUUAUGGUUGUUGACAAGGUUUGUCUAGUUUGCAAUAAGCCAUGUAAAGAGAAGAAUCUAGUAAAUUUGAAGAAGGGAGGUACGGGAUUUUCUGGUCAUGAUGAGAAUUUGGAAGCAAAAGAUUUCAAACAUUUGGGAAGCGGUUCAGGUUUAGGGCUAGUAAGGCCUGCCCAGAAGGUUUAAGUUCGGAUUUUACAUGUAUGUAGUUGCAGGAAACAAUGCCUUUCAACUGCAGUUUCUGAAUGGCCGUAUAGCGAUGUUUUUUUUUCUGAGCUUUUGUAAUUGUAUUAAGAUCUUAUUGUUUUUCUUGUAAUCUUUUAAUGUUAUGUGGCAAGUCAUAUACGGAGUAUGUAUUGUUUUCAUAUAUACUUUGAAGGCAAGAAAUUCUGGAAAGAAUUUUUUUUUCUCCCACCGUAGUUUCCUUGCACAGGAUGACAGGGAGCAU
Chenopodium quinoa (quinoa) is the source of this 1810-nucleotide messenger RNA. RefSeq names its product nitric oxide synthase-interacting protein-like. The transcript has 2 exons. The coding region runs from base 634 to 1548 and encodes 304 amino acids. Gene Ontology annotation, molecular function: ubiquitin protein ligase activity. The record is from RefSeq and is a predicted model, not a curated record. Lineage: Eukaryota; Viridiplantae; Streptophyta; Magnoliopsida; Caryophyllales; Amaranthaceae. Gene Ontology annotation, cellular component: nucleus.